AUGGAAAGAGGCGCUUUAUUAGUACUAGAAGGCUGUGACCGUGUUGGAAAAUCAACUCAAGUAAAGCGUCUCGUUAAAGUACUUAAUGACAGUGGAAUAAAAGCAGAAGCACGUGGUUUUCCCAAUCGCAAAACAACCAUUGGAAAAUUGAUAGAUGAAUUUUUGACAUCAAAAAAAGAGUUAGCACCUGAAGCAGUGCAUUUGUUAUUUUCAGCGAAUAGAUGGGAAUGCAGCAAUGAUUUAAUUAAUACACUUAAUUCUGGAGUAACGCUUGUCGUGGACAGAUAUGCAGCAUCUGGAGCGGCUUACUCGGCGACAUCAACCAACAAAGGUCUCUCCUGGUGCAAAGAACCAGAUCGUGGUCUUCCAGCGCCGGAUCUUGUAGCUCUUAUCACCGCUGAUGAGGAAACUAUCAUGUCUCGUGAAGGCUGGGCGAAUGAACGGUUCGAGCGUCAGGAGUUUCAGCGAAAAGUCGCGGAUAAUUUUUUUAAACUCAAAGACGAAACCUGGAAAAUUGUCUCAGGAAAUCAAAGUAUUGAUGAAAUUCACUCGGAAUUGUUAAAAGAAGCUUUGAAAAUUAUUAAUCAAGUUAAAAAUAGUCCUAUUAAACUUUUAUAUGAAUUUUAA
Cotesia congregata is the source of this 627-nucleotide messenger RNA. NCBI's taxonomy places the organism in Eukaryota, Metazoa, Arthropoda, Insecta, Hymenoptera, Braconidae. The record is from the annotation of a GenBank genome assembly.